This is a messenger RNA of Condylostylus longicornis, 5569 nucleotides long. It is a transcript of the gene Mekk1, whose product is annotated as mitogen-activated protein kinase kinase kinase 4. The transcript has 10 exons. Gene Ontology annotation, biological process: MAPK cascade; protein phosphorylation. Lineage: Eukaryota; Metazoa; Arthropoda; Insecta; Diptera; Dolichopodidae. The coding region runs from base 110 to 4714 and encodes 1534 amino acids. The record is from RefSeq and is a predicted model, not a curated record. Gene Ontology annotation, molecular function: ATP binding; protein kinase activity.
ACACGAAUGGAGAAAGAACAUAUGAUUUUCGGAGAAAGAAAAAAAAAGUUUCAAAAAGUUCAAAUUUAAUUUAAAAUCAAAACUACUGGUUAAAUUUCUUGUACAAAUAAUGGAAAAAAGAAAUGUGAAAAGAGGAAAUGAUGGUGCAAUUAGUUUGAUUUCUACUACUGAAGAAAGAACUGAGUUUAUUGUUAGGACCACAUCUAAAACAAUUUCAGUUGAAAUAAAUAAAGGACGAGAUAAUAAUAAUUUACGCAACAAUAAUGUUUUUAAUGAAGAAGAUGAUGAAAUUGAUGAUUUGGUUGCAGAAUUUGCCGAUUAUGGUAAUACACCACCACGGACGAGGAUUAAACUUAAAAAUCGUGAUUGGGAAAGAAAGCAAAAGUUCGAAUCAGGGAAAAAAGUACCACUAGGUCCAGAUGGAUGUCCAAAAGGUCCAGCCGGACGGCUUUGUCGCAGAUUAGCACGCGUACAAAGACGGAACACAAUGGAUUGUGCUAUACUAAAUGAAAUGUUUAUUAAUGAGGAGACAAAACGUGUUGAUAAACGGGCACAGCAGUUAUUAAGAGAAUCUGAACGGGACCAGAAACAUUCAAUGGCGUUAACAAAUUUACCGUCAAAUUUUCGCACCAGUUUGCAUGAAAAUCAGCUCUUACGUACAAACAGUAAUUCACAUGUAAUACAAUCACCGCCUGGUCAAAUCAGUAAUAUUAUUAAUAAUAUGAAUAAUAAUAACAAUAACAACAGCAAUAAUAACAAUAACAAUAAUUUUGAAAAUGAUAACUUCAACAUAGCUGGUGUUCAACUACGCCACUCAAAUACGACUGCUGGUGUACCGACAUUAGUUGAAUCAUAUAAUCGUUAUAUGAGCGUUUCUUCUCGUCCAAUAGGUUGCAGAGUUUCAGCACCUCCAGUUGCAUUUUUAAACAAUUUUAAAAUUGAAACUGGGAGUGUUAUGCGCAACGAUUCACCAAAAAUUCAAUCCCGAAAAGACUUUCACGAAACUUUUGCUAAUUUGAUUAAAUUGGGAAGUAUUGAUAGACAGCAAGAUAAAAUAACUCAUGAAGAAUCAACAUUUCAAACAGAACUUAAAGACUUGAUCUGGUUAGAAUUACAAGCUUGGCAAGCUGACCGAACGUUAGAGCAGCAGGACAAAUACCUGUUUACAGCAAGACAAGCAGUUCCAGAUCUUCUAAAUGAAAUUUUAAACUUCAAGUUCAGACCUAAAUAUAAAACUGAAGUCAGUGUUGUUAGUAAUGACAGUGGAAAUUACUCAACCGCAUCAUCAGAAUAUUUAAAUCGAUGUUCCGGUUGCCUUUCUUUAUAUUGUAAUGAUUGUAAUUUACAACAAAGUAAAGCACUUAAAGAAGUCGAGGAGCUUUUAACUCGUCUUGAAGCAGCAGAAGCAUUAUAUCCAUCUUCACAGCAAAUGGGAAACUUUCAUCCAGCUUAUAAAUCAGAAAUGUUUGUUGGUCGCGUAAAAGCAAUGUGCUUAUGGUUUAAUAUUACAAGGCAUCAUCGCCUAAAGCUUAUUAUUCUGGGAAAAAUAUUAGCUCGUUUGCAAGGGGAAAAAUUUAACUGGCCAGUUCAAUAUUCUUAUAUUGAAAACUCAUCAAACUCCGCAAUACAAGAAAGUGAUAACGAUUCCGGAAAAUAUUCAACUGAUUCUAAAUCAAUGAAUUUAAAAGGAAAACGAGACUCUCCAAAAGUACAAUUUGAUGUAGAGGAUAGUCCAAAUCAUACACCCAGUGAUAGUACAGGAAGCAAUGAGUCUAGACCCGAGGCACUUUCAAGCAAUCAAUCAGAUGGUUCGAUUGUAGCUGAAUAUUUAAGAUCGGUUAGUGAUGUAGACUUUUUCAAUGUUGAGCCUUUAAUGCACAUUUCUUGUGAUAUGGAAAAUUCUACAAAAUUGUACAGGAAAUACAUUGAAAAUGUUCUGAAAUCGCGUGGCCUAGCGAAAUCGUUAGAAUUUCUACAUCAGUUCCACAAUUUAGUAUUACUGAAAACUAAAAUUGCUUUAGAAAAGCCAGAAGAAUCAAAUAUGAAGAAAAAUAGUGUUCAUCCAUGUGAAAUAGAUUUUGACGAAGAAGACGAGUUGGAUGAGAGUUUAGAGCCUCGGCUUGGUCAGGAACAAAUAAGCGAACUACGUCGAUACGGUUUUUACAGCGAAGAAGCAAAGUCACUUAAUUUGCCAUCCUAUAAACCAACGUUCGUAUUUCUUUCUGUUGUACCUUUAGAAGUGAUACACGAGUUUUUAAGAAUGCGACUUGAAACCCGACCUUCAAAACCCAACCCAUUAAGUUUGGAGCAAUUAAUGAAAGAACUAAGAGAAGGUUUAAUAUUAGCGUUGACUCAUCGUGAACGAUUUUAUAGCCAUAUUACGACAGCACUUUCUGAAAACGAAAAUGAAUUAGAUAAAUAUUUUGCUCUACUAGAUCAAUUUGACGCCACGGUUAAGAAAGUUUUAGAGUUAUACUUAGAAUAUGUUGAUCAAUGGGUCUUAGUUGCUGCACCGGAAACUCAUCAAAAGUCAGCCUUAGAAAGAGAGUGGACUUUUACAAAAUUGGUGAGCCCAAUGAUACCCGAAAUGCAUAUAACUGCAGCAAAAAAAUUUUGCUUAAUUAUUCGUAAUUUACUUCGUAAUAUAAGUGAAAAUUUAGUGAGCAGAGCUUUUGAGCUUGAUGGUCGCUUAGAAGAUCCAACUGUCGAAGGAGAAGAAAAAAAAUGGCAGUUGCUAACUAUUUGCAGAGAAACUCAAGCCCUUUUUACAACUGAAAGAGAACGAUCUAUUAAAGUUUUGUUUUUUGCAAAAUCAUUUUGCCGUGAUGUAGAACAAAAUGAUUUUCAUAGAGAUCACUGUGAAGACUUUCUCUCUAAGAAAGCCUCGCAAAAUAUUUUCAACUGCCCUAAGAUUGAGGAUGCUUUUGUGGAAUUAAAGAAAGAUAUUCUCAGCAUUCGACAAAAAUUAAUACAAAUUAUCGAAAGAGUGCAAGAGAGAUGUAAUGAAAAUAAUAUGGGAGAAUUAGACGAACAAGAUACUGCGGCGAUACUUUCGAGAUCUCGGGAAAUCCUGCAUCAAGGAUUUAAGUACGGUUUCGAAUACAACAAAGAUGUUAUUAGAUUGUUUGAGCAAAAGGUGAUGAUAGGAAAAGAUACUGAAAGUGAUUUAGAUUUAGCUCUUGGUAUUAUUGAAUUUGCCAAAAUGUGGAUGAAAUUUGUUAUGGAACGCUGCGAUCGAGGAUCCGGUGUAAGACCCCGCUGGGCUAAUCAAGGCUUAGAGUUUUUAAUUUUGGCAUGUGAUCCUCAGAUAACGAGACAUUUGAAUGAAAAGGAAUUCGAGGAACUAAAAUCUAAAAUGGAUGAAUGUAUAUCACAUGUUAUUGGGAUUUGUGAGCCUGCGAAAAAAGUUGUUAAAAAAAAAGCUUCGCCAAGAACACGAAAAACUUCAAGUCCAGCUCCUUCGCGAUCUCGAACUCCCACUAGAGCUUCCAUAUCAGCUGGAAUGACAGUUAAUGCUAAAUUUUUAUUACCUCAAUUCAGCCUUAAAGAAGAAAAUUUAUCUGCAAACAGUUCUGUAGAAUCUAGUGAUAUUACAGAUAAUCCUAAUUCAGGUUUAUAUUUAAAUCCAAUCACUCUGAUUGUUCCUCGUUCAAAUGGUAAUCUUGAAAGUUUAGCUCUGAGACAAAUCAGAGUUCGCGAUGCCGUAAACCAGUUAGAUUUGAAAAUCGAAAACCGAUUACGAGAUCGAAAUCUAAUUGGUCAAGUAAAAACAUUAAAUUCUUGUGACAAAGUUCAAAUAAGGGCCAGAAGUGUCAAUUUUCAUUGGCAUCGUGGAAUUAAAAUCGGGCAAGGUAGAUUUGGAAAAGUUUAUACUGCUGUAAAUAAUUCCACUGGAGAAUUAAUGGCAAUGAAAGAAAUAUCAAUACAACCUGGUGAAACAAGGGCGAUUAAAAAUGUUGCUGAGGAAUUAAAGAUUUUAGAAGGAAUUAAACAUCCAAACUUGAUUAAAUAUUACGGAAUAGAAAUACAUAGAGAAGAACUUUUGAUUUUUAUGGAACUAUGUUCUGAAGGUACACUGGAAUCGUUAGUAGAGCUGUCAGGAGGAUUAUAUGAGGGUCUAACAAGACGUUUUACUGCCCAAUUAUUGUCUGGUGUUGAAGAACUACAUAAGCAUGGGAUUGUUCACAGAGAUAUUAAAACGGCAAAUAUAUUUUUAGUAAAUGGUGGAAAUAGUCUAAAAUUGGGUGACUUUGGAUCGGCUGUUAAAAUUCAAGCUCAUACAACUGUCCCUGGUGAAUUGCAAGGAUAUGUGGGUACACAGGCAUACAUGGCACCUGAAGUCUUUACAAAAAAUUCUUCUGAAGGUCAUGGUCGAGCUGCUGACAUAUGGUCAGUUGGAUGCGUUAUAAUUGAAAUGGUAUCAGGAAAAAGGCCAUGGUCACAGUUUGAUUCAAACUUUCAAAUUAUGUUUAAAGUUGGCAUGGGUGAAACUCCGGAAAUACCAACAUCGUUAUCACAAGAGGGUUUUGAAUUCGUAGAGAGGUGCUUACAGCAUGAUCCGAAACUGAGAGCUACAGCUGCUGAACUUUUACAGCACAAUUUCUGUAAAGUAAAGAAUAGUUCAGAAAGUGAAGAUUUAAUUGAUACUGAUUUGAAUAGAAUUAAAAUUGAUAGUCAAAGUGGAAGAAGAUCAUUACGUAGAAAUAAGCCAUAGAAAUAAUAUCUAAAUUUCUUUUUAAAAUGUUCAAGAAAGCGACACCAAUUAUAAUUUAUUAAGUACAAAGUUGUCAAAGCUUCUAUACCAGAAUUGUGCUCAAAAAGAAUGCAUUGUUUAAAUAAGUAAAAUUAUUUACUUUAUGUACAUAAGAUAUAUAUCAAGAUUUAACUUAUAUUAUAACCAAACCUAAUAUAGAAAAAUGUUUAAAUUUAAUCGUUGUAUAAUGAUUAAAUCUUAAUGUGUGUAUAAUGCGUACACAAUAUAUAAACAUAGCAUAUAAAUUAAUGAAAAUUAUAAACUUUCUCUAAAUAAAUUAGUUAAAAAAAUUUAGUAUAAUACAAAGGUACAAUAUUCAAAUUGUAUUCAAUAAUUUAAAAUAAGUGUUUUAAGUUUUUUGCUUUCAUCUAGCUGGCAAUUUUAUUUAAUUUUUUUUGUUUAAGACUGAGAAUUAUAGAAAAAUCAUUUUAAAAUCACGAACAAUUUAAUUGAUUUUAAUGCUUUCAUAGUAUUUUAACACUUAAUAUUUUGCUUAAAAUCUUUCCGAAAAUCCUUAAUGUAAUUGAACUUUUUAUAUGAUAUAAAGGCUUUUAAUGAUGUUUUAUUUGAUUGUAAGAAACUCUUUUAAGGAUUUUGGAAAGUAAUAUUCUUAAUAAUUUUUGCUUUACAAUGCAGCUGAUAUUUAGAAAUCUUAUACAUAUAUAAAUUCAUGUUGUAUACACUUAAAAAUUACUGCAUUUAAAAUGUGUUUUGAUUUCCUUUUUUUUUAUUAUAAAAUUGUGUAUAUCUUUAUUAUGUUUUUGUGUGUUUUUAAUAGGCAUAUUUUAAAAUUUAAGAAUAAACUUAUGUAUCUUA